Dipodomys ordii (Ord's kangaroo rat) is the source of this 466-nucleotide messenger RNA. RefSeq lists its product as uncharacterized. Lineage: Eukaryota; Metazoa; Chordata; Mammalia; Rodentia; Heteromyidae. Gene Ontology annotation, cellular component: cytosol; 9+0 non-motile cilium. Gene Ontology annotation, biological process: acrosome reaction; spermatogenesis. The record is from RefSeq and is a predicted model, not a curated record. Gene Ontology annotation, molecular function: intraciliary transport particle A binding.
CAAAACAGACAACGAGGGAGUAGGAGAUAAAGUGGCCUGGAAAAUAGGAAUGCCUGCCCGAGUGUUGGAAUUGAGGAUAAUGGAUGAAGAUCAAUUAUUUGGAGAAAUCCUGGAUAAGUUUAUUAAUUGUCAGGAGCAAACAUAUGAAGAAUUUCUGAGCACUUUUACUCAUCUUUCAAAAAAGGAUAAUGUGACCAACGGAGUACUUGGAACUGGUUCUUCAAAAACCAUAGCUACUUCUGUCAAAUUUACUCAUAAAAAUGAACAAAAGGACCACAUCUUAGAAAGACUGAACACUGCAUCACAGUGUUCAGAAGAAGAACAGAUGGUGAUAGAUGAAGGCCUGAAAGUCAGCAGUUCCUUUCAAGGUGAUCUGAAGUUGGCUGGAAAGGUGAAGGUGGACAACUUCCUCAGUUUAGAAGAUGUGGACAUAGAUGAAGAGACUGAUCCCCCAUUAUAUGUGUAA